Molecule: messenger RNA, 2314 nt
Organism: Danio rerio (zebrafish)
Lineage: Eukaryota; Metazoa; Chordata; Actinopteri; Cypriniformes; Danionidae
Source: RefSeq, a predicted model, not a curated record
GUUCAUGGGUCAAUGACAUCACCACAUUGAAAUGGUCUAUAUUGAUUAUAAUAGUUGUUUUUUACAGUAAAAGCAGAUAUAAUUUGAGCUGAUAGUAUAAAACACUUCAUAAUUAGUUUACCUUAAAUCAAAAGACAGUUUUAAGUGAACUAUGUGUUAAUUAGAAGAAAUAUAGGAUUUUAAUCUUUGCAGAUCUGCCCCUCCUCCUUCAGUGAUGCCCCUCCCCCUUAAAUGAAGCUCCUCCCUCUUCAGUUCAGCUAUAAAUACUGGAGUAUUCCCAUCAGUCUACAAGUGAAGACGAGCAUCAGAGCAUCAGGAAGAGGUGAUAUUUGAAGGACAGAGAGAAGAUGAGUGAUCCAGAACCCUGCAGAACUGAAGAGGAAGAGGCUGAAGAGCAAACAGACUUUACUGAAGAGAAUGAGGAGAAUGAUGAUGAUGAUGGACUUGUAAAAGCUGAGAAAAUCCCUCAUUUAUUGACUGAAGAUGCUUUUGUAAUGAAAAGGGAGAAGAAAUGUUUCACCUGCACUCAGUGUGGAAGGAGUUUGGCAUCCAAACAAAGUCUCCAGCUUCACAUGAGGAUUCACACUGGAGAGAAACCGUACACAUGCACUCAGUGUGGGAAGAGUUUCAGACAAUCAUCAGCGCUUAAAACACACAAGCUGAUCCACACUGGAGAGAAAACACACACAUGUGAUCAAUGCGGCAAGACAUUUUUUUGGGCUUCACAGCUGGAGAAACAUCUGAGAGUUCACACUAAAGAGAAACCGUAUUCAUGCUCUGAGUGUGGGAAGAGUUUUGGACAUCAGUCAAAUUUAAAAGACCAUCAGAAGAUCCACACUGGAGUGAAAGAGCACAUGUGCUUUGAGUGUCAGAAGACUUUUGUUAGAGCUGGGGACUUGAAACAGCACCAGAUGAUUCACACUGGAGAGAAACCAUACAGGUGUUCACACUGCGACAAGAGAUUCAGACAGUUUGGAACCCUGAAAGCACAUGAGAGGAGUCACACUGGAGAGAAACCGUACACGUGUGAUCAGUGUCUGAAGAGUUUCACACAUUUAAAUCAGAUUAAGACACACAUGAAAAUCCACACCGGAGAAAAGCAGCACACGUGACGUCAACAUAAGCAAAGCAUUCUCUCAUGUGUUACGGGUGUGACCAUCAGAAAAUACUGGAGAUUAGGUGUGGAAAUUAAAUCCAUCCGUCUCCAGUUGUUGCUUUUAUUACCAAUAGUGUCAUCCAUAUCAAUAGUUUCAUGUUCAUCUUAUUCCAUGAUUACUAUUUACCUAAUAGGUCAGAAUACGAAUGUACAUUUAAUUGAUUGAAUAUAUUGUUAAUUUCUACAGCUGCAGAGAAUCCGGAAAGAGCCACAUAUUGGUAAAAACUGUUAUGAGAGCUGCUUUAACAUUACGUUAUGAUUGAAUUACCUCUUGUUAGUGAUGAAAUAGUUUGAUAACAAGCAGGAAAUGUUCAUGGGUCAAUGACAUCACCGCAUUGAAAUGGUCUAUACUGAUUAUAAUAGUUGUUUUUUACAGUAAAAGCAGAUAUAAUUUGAGCUGAUAGUAUAAAACACUUCAUAAUUAGUUUACCUUAAAUCAAAAGACAGUUUUAAGUGAACUAUGUGUUAAUUAGAAGAAAUAUAGGAUUUUAAUCUUUGCAGAUCUGCCCCUCCUCCUUCAGUGAUGCCCCUCCCCCUUAAAUGAAGCUCCUCCCUCUUCAGUUCAGCUAUAAAUACUGGAGUAUUCCCAUCAGUCUACAAGUGAAGACGAGCAUCAGAGCAUCAGGAAGAGGUGAUAUCUGAAGGACAGAGAGAAGAUGAGUGAUCCAGAACCCUGCAGAACUGAAGAGGAAGAGGCUGAAGAGCAAACAGGUUGGUGUUUAUUCCUGAUUCCUCAAUAAUGCGGCUGAUGAACAAUAAGAGCUUCUGAUUAAUCAUGCGCACUAUUGGAACAUCAUGAUUAUUAUUAUUAUUUUGAAAUGAAAACAGGAAAAUAAAUAGACUUUAGGGCAGAGCGGGGCACAAAGUAACACUUUUUGGCUUUGGCUAAAUAAUGAAGAAAGUAAUUGGGUUAGACAAGCCUUAUUUUUUUACUUACAACACACAAGCCUCUCCUACAAGUGAGCACUGAAGUUAGGAUCGCCGGAUCUGUGGUUUCUGCGCAGUAUUGCCGAAUGUACCAGGAGUAAAAAUGAUACUAUUUACCCCCCCCUGUGGGGCAAGUUGUAACAGACAGGGGGGUUAGUUGUAUCAAGCUGCAGGCCCGGAGACUCAACCGCAUGCCAGACAGUAAUGUGUGAACUGUGGAGCAGGCUAAAU